AUGACCCUCGGCGAUCGGAAACCAUCCCAGCUGCUAGCAGAAAUGCGCCGAACGGCAAAGGGAGCAAUGACCGACCUAACCCUGGUCGAUCUUUGGAUUGGACGUCUGCCGCCCUACGUUCAAUCGGUCGUCCUCGCGGCUGCCAACAACGUGGAGAAGAAAGUAAAAGUAGCCGACGCAGUGAUGGAUUCCUUCGCCCUUUACUAUCGAACGGGGCCAUACCAACACGUGUCCGAAGUGUGA
This is a messenger RNA of Anopheles marshallii, 243 nucleotides long. RefSeq lists its product as uncharacterized. The coding region runs from base 1 to 243 and encodes 80 amino acids. The record is from RefSeq and is a predicted model, not a curated record. Lineage: Eukaryota; Metazoa; Arthropoda; Insecta; Diptera; Culicidae. The transcript has a single exon.